Cuscuta campestris is the source of this 2935-nucleotide messenger RNA. The record is from the annotation of a GenBank genome assembly. Lineage: Eukaryota; Viridiplantae; Streptophyta; Magnoliopsida; Solanales; Convolvulaceae.
AAUUCUCAUUUCAUAGGCCAAGGAUCUUACUCCAAAGAGACCAUCAUCAAAGAGGGUCUUUCAAGUUUAUGGUUGUGUUGUUACCUGUCAAGAUAUGGUGGAACAUAAGGAUCCGUUGAAAUCAUUUGAUAAGGUUGAAUACUAUGCACAUCCAGAGAACUACAAGCCUGUUUUCCAUGAAAAAUUAGCCCCUUAUGCAUCUGUUAUAGUAAAUUGUAUGUAUUGGGAGAGAAGAUACCCUCGAUUGUUAACCACCCAGCAGUUUCAAGAUUUGGAAAGGAAUGGAUCUCAACUUGUUGGAAUUUGUGAUAUAAGCUGUGAUAUAGAAGGGUCAAUUGAGUUUGUCAAGCAAACCACAUCUAUUGACUCACCUUUCUUCAGAUAUGAUCCCAUCAAUAAUACAUACCAUCAUGAUAUGGAGGGCAAUGGAAUAAUAUGUUCAGCUGUGGACAUUCUUCCAACUGAGUUUGCAAAAGAGGCUUCGCAGCACUUUGGGGACAUUUUAUCACAAUUUGUUCGAAGCUUAGCCUCUGUAGAAUGUCUUGAUGAAUUACCUGCACCCUUAAGGAGAGCUUGCAUAGUUCAUCUCGGGAAUCUAAGUCCAUUGUAUGAUUAUAUUCCUAGAAUGCGGAACUCCAAUCUUGAAGAUUCUUCAGACACUCUUAACUGCUUGCCAUCCAAUAAGAAACGAUACACCACGUUGGUUCCUUUGAGUGGCCAUCUGUUUGAUCAGUUUCUUAUUAAUGAGGCUUUGGAUAUCAUUGAAGAGGCAGGUGGCUCCUUCCAUUUGGUGAAGUGUCAAGUGGGUCAAAGUACAGAGUUAUUAUCGUACUCAGAAGUUGAAGUUGGGGCAGAUGAUAAAGCAGUUUUAGAUAGAAUACUUGAUUCUUUGAGUUCAAUAGCUGAUUCAGGUGAACGUCUUGGAUCUCACUACAAGGAGAGGAAUGUGUUAUCUUUGAAGGCCGGAAAAGUCCUUGAAACCAGUUUAGCGAGGGAACAUGAUGCAAACAACAAAUACAAGGUCUUGAUUUUAGGUGCUGGUCGUGUUUGUAUACCAGCUGUGGAGUUCUUAGCAUCAUUAGGUGGUAUUUCGGCUCAAGAACAGCUAAAAUCAUGCAUCUCUAAUGACUUUGAAGAACAAAACUGUAUUGAAGUCAUUGUUGCCUCUUUAUACUUGAAGGACUCUAAUGAGGUUACAGAGAGUAUUCCAAAUGCGAAAGCAGUUCAGCUUGAUAUUUCAAAUCGUGAAAAUUUACAUAACUACAUUUCAAAGGCAGAUGUUGUUGUCAGCUUACUGCCUCCGAGUUGUCAUUCUACUGUUGCAACUGCUUGCAUUGAGCUGAAAAGAAACCUUGUCACCAGCAGCUAUGUUGAUGAUUCUAUGUCAAGGCUAAGUGAAGAUGCAAAAAGUGCCGGUGUAACCAUUCUUAGUGAAAUGGGGUUGGAUCCAGGAAUAGAUCAUAUGAUGGCAAUGAAGAUUAUCAACCAAGCACAUGUGAGGAAUGGAAAGAUCAGGUCAUUUGUUUCUUACUGUGGUGGUCUUCCAUCCCCAGCUGCUGCAAACAACCCGUUAGCUUAUAAGUUCAGUUGGAGCCCAGCAGGGGCAUUAAGAUCUGGGUGCAAUCCAGCUACCUACAGAUUUCAAGGAGAAGUUGUAGAAGUUAAAGGUCAAGACCUAUAUGAUUCAGCUUCGAAGCUUCGCAUUCCAAAUUUUCCAGCAUUUGCAUUCGAGUGUCUCCCAAAUCGCAACUCGUUAGUUUAUGGGGACUUAUACGGGAUUGGAGAAGAAGCAUCGACAGUGUUUCGAGGAACCCUUCGUUAUGAAGGUUUUAGUGAAACAAUGGGGACACUUGCAAAGCUGGGAUUUUUCAAUACAGAAACCUUAUUCACUCUUGGAAAUGGAAAGAAAACUACAUAUGCACAAUUUCUGCUUCAACUCCUCAGAAUUGACGAUGAGAAAUUAUAUGCAUCAUCUAUUGGAGAGAAAGACAUACUAGAUCAGAUUAUGGUACUAGUGGGACAUGCUAAAGCUAAAGACGCAGCAGCAAGCACAGCCAGAACUAUCCUAUUUCUGGGAUUUCACGAGCCAGCAGAAAUCCCAUUUUCCUGCAAAUCUGCAUUUGAUGUGACUUGCUCACUAAUGGAGGAGAGGUUAACAUACUCAGAGAGAGAACAGGACAUGGUGUUUUUGCACCAUGAAGUGGUGGUAGAUUUGCCAGACGGGCAAACUGAAACCCAUGAAGCCACUCUUUUGGAAUUUGGAAGAACUGAUAGUAAUGGGAAAACGACCUCCGCAAUGGCUCUUUCAGUUGGGAUUCCCGCAGCCAUUGGGGCCUUGUUGUUGCUCUCAAACAAGAUUAGAUCAACUGGUGUGAUAAGGCCAACUGAUGCAGAUGUUUAUGUUCCAGCGUUGGAUAUUCUGCAGGCUUAUGGUUUAAAGCUGGUGGAGAAGAUACAUGACAGUAGCUUUGAUCCCUCUAAUGUUGUGUAGUUCGGUAAGACUAAAUAAAUCUAAGGAAUAUUUCACUGUUAGGUUAGUAUAUAAAUAAAUACAAACACAGUAAUUAUCUCUAGUGCAUGUGUAUACAAUAAUAAUAUGAAUAUGAGAAAAUAUAGGAAAAGAGUAACGACAGAGACAAAAAAGGUUGAAGGAACAAUUUGAGUAUCAAUAAUCAAUGAAUUAAACUACUUCUACAUCUAUACGACUAAACUACUUCUCCAUCAAAAAUUGUAUCUCAAAUUGUACAACACAAGCGUGUACAUUUAUUUUAUGCCAGUGUGAUGAUUUACAAAAGUACGAGAAGCUAGUGUAUAAUUAUUCGAUCGCACAAACAUUUUGUUUAAAUAUAAACUAUCAAAGUGUUAGUACAUACAUUAAGUUUAUAUCUUGAGAUACGCUCCUUGGUGUACUUGAUAAUCAAAGGAGUUGUUCUAU